Octodon degus (degu) is the source of this 2290-nucleotide messenger RNA. RefSeq names its product nephrocystin 1 (gene Nphp1). Gene Ontology annotation, molecular function: protein binding. The transcript is spliced from 20 exons. The record is from RefSeq and is a predicted model, not a curated record. Gene Ontology annotation, biological process: protein localization involved in establishment of planar polarity. Gene Ontology annotation, cellular component: cilium; cytoplasm. NCBI's taxonomy places the organism in Eukaryota, Metazoa, Chordata, Mammalia, Rodentia, Octodontidae. The coding region runs from base 29 to 2125 and encodes 698 amino acids.
GCGGGACCGUGGCACAGCGGCAGGGGAGAUGCUACCCCGGCGUCCGCGGGGCCCUUUGCAGGCGGUGCGGCGCCGCAGUCAGGAGCUGAAGCUACAGGUUGAUGAUUUGCUUUCUGAAAGCCAAUUGAAAGGAGCUCUAGAAUCUAAUAAAAGGCAAGAUAUUUACCAAAGAUGUGUUCAGUUAAAACAGGCAAUAGAUGAAAAUAAAGCCACUCUUCAAAAAUUAAAGAAGGCUGACGAAGCUGCACCUGUCGGGAACUAUGAUCAGAGGAAGGAGGAGGAGCAGGCCCUGCUGGACAAGCUUACCCACCAGCUGCAGGAGCUCGCUGUGGCCAUGAGUAAAGAGAAUGCGACCAAGACUGAUGCACGUACCGAAAAGGAGAAAGAUGCACAUUCUACUGAAGAGGAGCCAGAUGGUAAUGAUGAUGGUGAUAAUGGUGACAGUGGUGACAGUGGUGAUGAAGAUGAAGGAGAAGAAGACAGUGAAGAAAGCAGUGGGCGGGAAGAAGAAUCAGAGGAGGAGGAAGAGCAGCAGGGAGCUGACUCUCUCAGAGAAGCAGCCAAUAAAGAAUAUGUUGCGCUGGGAGACUUUACUGCUCAGCAAGAUGGGGAUCUUACGUUUAAGAAAGGGGAAAUUCUCCUUAUAAUUGAAAAGAAGCCCGAUGGUUGGUGGAUAGCCAAGAAUGCUAAAGGAAAUGAAGGCCUUAUUCCCAGAACCUACCUGGAGCCCUAUAAUAAAGAAAAAGAAGAGCAAGAAUCAAGUGAGGAGGACGUGGAGGUGGUGGAUGAGACAGCAGACGGAACUGAAGUUAAGCAAAGAACUGAUUCCCAUUGGAGCGCCGUCCAAAAAGCUCUCUCUGAGCAGAUCAACACUGUGGAUGCGCUGGCCAUGAUGGGGGCCAUCCCAAUGGGCUUCCGGCCCUCCACGCUCUUCCAGCUGCUAGAGGAAGGGAAUCAGUUUCGAGCAAGCCACUUCCUACAGCCAGAGCUCACGGCGUCACAGCUGGCCUUCAGAGAUCUAGUGUGGGAUGCCAAAGCGGGCACCAUCAGGCCGAGACCAAGCCGCAUUUCGCUGGUCCUGACACUGUGGAGCUGUAAGAUGAUUCCUCUCCCGGGAACGAGCAUUCAGGUCCUCAGCCGGCACGUGCGCCUCUGUGUGUUUGACGGCAGCAAGGUUCUGAGCAACAUUCACACAGUCCGAGCUACAUGGCAACCGAAGAGGCCCAAAACGUGGGCUUUUUCUCCCCAGGUUACUGGCAUCUUGCCCUGCCUGCUCAGCGGCGAUUGUUUCAUCAGGUCCAACUCUUCAUCCCCAGACCUCGGGAUCUUGUUUGAACUUGGAAUUUCCUAUAUUCGUAAUUCCACUGGUGAGCGAGGAGAGUUGAGCUGUGGCUGGGCGUUUCUGAAGCUGUUCGAUGCCAGUGGCGUUCCUGUUCCGGCCAAAACUUAUGAGCUCUUCUUGAAUGGCGGGACUCCCUAUGAGAAAGGCGUGGAAGUGGACCCUUCUGUGUCCAGGAGAGCACACAACAGCAUUUUCCAUCAGAUGCUGAGUAUGCGGAGGCAGCCUCAACUGCUGGUGAAACUGAGGUCUCUGAACCAAAGAUCAAGGAACAUACUGAGCCUCCUGCCAGAAACACUGAUUGGAAGCAUGUGCUGCUCUCACUUGCUGGUAUUUUAUCGGCAAAUUCUUGGAGAUGUGCUGCUGAAAGACAGAACUAACCCACAGAGUGCUGAUCUAAUCAGCCACCCGAUGCUGGCCUCCUUCCCCCAGCUCUUGGAGCAGCCCGAGGUGCUGGAUGCGCUGAGGAGUUCAUGGGCUGAAAAAGAAAGCACAUUGAAAAGAUCAGAGAAGAGAGACCGAGAGCUCCUCAAGGCCAGCUUCCUCCUGGUCUACCAUGACUGUGUGCUCCCGCUGCUGCACACCACGCUCCUGCCCCCCUUUCGGUGGGCUGAAGAGGAGACGGAGGCUGCACGGUGGAAAAUCAUCGCUGACUUCCUCAGGCAAACCCAUGAGAAUGAGGGCGCCCUGCAGGCUCUGCUGUCCCAGGGGGGCGUCCACGAGCCUUUCGACCUCUCCGAGCAGGUCUUCGACUUCCUGGGUGCGGGGAGGAGGAGCCCCAGCUGAGGGUGGCAGCCUGGCGCGCAGCAGCACGGCUCUGUGACCGAGCCCCAAGUAACUGACGCAUUCUGACUGGAGCCUGCUCUUUUGUGUACAGAUUAUAUUUUUAAAGAUAUAUUUAUCCAAUAACAUGAAUACUUUUAAAAAAUAAAAUACAUUUUAUAAGGAAUA